Messenger RNA from Spinacia oleracea (spinach), 2724 nucleotides. RefSeq names its product protein ENHANCED PSEUDOMONAS SUSCEPTIBILITY 1-like. The coding region runs from base 68 to 1444 and encodes 458 amino acids. NCBI's taxonomy places the organism in Eukaryota, Viridiplantae, Streptophyta, Magnoliopsida, Caryophyllales, Amaranthaceae. The record is from RefSeq and is a predicted model, not a curated record. The transcript has 3 exons.
AAGCUGUGUAAACAACUAACUCUCAUCAGCCCAACUUUGAAAAUAAAAACUCCAAAAAGAUUUGAAGAUGGAAUCCUCCAUUGUUAAGAAAAUAUCAGAAUGUUAUGUGAAGCCAAAAAAUGAGGUUUCAGAAUCAAAAACCCCAUACCAUUUACCUCCUUUAGACCUAAUCAUGCUUUCUUACCAUUACAUCCAAGAUGGUCUCCUCUUCAUGAAACCUAAUUCACAUUUAAAUGGCGAUAACGAGUUUUCAAUCCACUCCUUCCUCGAAAGCCUUAAACAAUCUCUUUCUGACACUCUUGUCCAUUUCUACCCCUUAGCCGGUCAACUUGUCGUGCAUUUCGACGAAGAUCAGCAUCAAUGUCGUGUCUUUGUUGAUUGCAACAAAGGCCCUGGCGCACGGUUUAGCCACGCCACUGCGUUAGAUUUUACUGUGUCUGAUAUCCUCUCACCAAAUGACGACAUUCCCUUUGUAGUUCGGUCAUUUUUCGACUACAAUGAAGAGGCUGUAAACUAUGAAGGCCACUCAAAACCUUUGUUAUCAGUUCAAGUUACUCAACUCAUUGACGGGGUCUUUAUCGCUUGUUCAAUCAACCAUGCUAUUUCUGAUGGAACUUCAUACUGGCAUUUCUGGAAUGUAUGGUCCGAGAUACAUAGAGGUAGCGGAAACAAUGUUUCUAUUUCGCGUCUGCCAAUACACAACCGUUGGUUUCCUGAAGGUUGUGUUCUUCCUAUCCCACUACCCUUCACCCAUCCAAACCAAUUUGUAAAGAAAUUUGAACCUCCUCAACUCAGAGAAAAGAUGUUUCAUUUCUCGCCCGAAUCAAUAGCAACCUUAAAAACAAAAGCAAACAAAGAAAGUAAUUCCAGUGACAUGAUAUCUUCUUUCCAGGCAUUGUCUGCACUUGUGUGGAGGUCCACGGUUCGAGCAAACGACCUACCUCAUGAUCAAGUUAUCUACAACUACAUGUUUGCCAAUAACCGACACAGGCUAAAUCCACCUUUACCUCAAAACUAUUUUGGUACUUGUAUUAAAGGAAUAACAACAAAAACUAGUGCUGGUGAAUUACUUGAUAACAAUUUAGGGUGGGCAGCAUCUUUGUUGCACCAGUCCGUUGUAAAUCUGACUGAUAAAGUUGUGCGUGAUUUUGUCAAAGAUUGGUUAAAAUCUCCUUAUUGUUAUCACCAUACAGACCUUCAUGACUAUAACAGUAUAGCUAUGGAGCACUCGCCGAGGUUUGACAUGUAUGGAAAUGAUUUCGGGAUAGGGAAACCGGUUGCAGUACGUAACGGACCUGGAAAUAAAGCUGUGGGUGUAGUGUUUGCUUAUCCAGGGUGUGAAGGAAAUGGAAGUGUUGAUUUUGAGAUAUGUUUGCCUCCUCAUUCUAUGAAAGCUCUUGAAACACAUGAUGAAUUUAUGGCUGCAGUUUCAUUACCAAAGUAAGGAUAUAUACAGGCAGGGAAUAAUAAGGAGGUAUAACAGAUAUAGCCAAGUUCAAUCUCCAUGUUUUUUUUUUCUAAUUGUUGCAUGCAUGCAUGUUAUGUUUCAAAGUUUAUUUUCAGGUUUGAAUAAUAAUAUUUCUAUUGUUCGUGUGUGUUAUAUAUGAGGAACCUAAUUACCUAAAUCCUCUGUAGUUGAAUUUGAGUACCACUUAAUUGCCACUUCCUUCUAUCAUGGAUUCAUGGGUUUGAUAUUAAUGUAAUUCAUGAAUUUGAAAAUAAGAAGUGUCGUACAAAUAUGAAUAUCAAACAAUAAAAAAAGGUGGCAACUAGGUGAUAUGUUAAGGGGAAAAAUACCCUUCCGUGACGUGGCAAGGUGGACAUGUUCGAGAGAUCACGUGGCAGCCAACAAGGCACUGACGUGGGGCAGGGCGCUGACCUAGGUGAACGGCUAAGACAAGGGGACAGUUACAUACAUUGAAGCCAGAGAGUUUCUGAAUCUAUAAUUAUUAUAGAUUGCAAAACCUAUAAUGGAAAUUAAAUAAUGGUAUAUAUUCAUAUGAUACAAUUGUGGGGCUACUAAACUGAGAAAAUAAAAGCAAAAUGGUAUAUUACUUGGCGCCAACUGAAAUGCUAGAGAGAGAGUGAAAUUUUUACCAAUUGCGCCAAAGUUCCGUGAAAUUUUGUUGGCGGCAAAACCAAAGGUUCCCACUUCCUCUUUCAUUUGUUAGUUCUUCAUUUUAGUAGUUCUUCUUGUUCCUUCCUCCAAAAAUUUGUUUCUCUUAAUUUCCGCGAUCCAAAAAAAAUUAUUACAAAUUAAUCUUCUCUACUCCAAAUUAAAACAAUUACAAAUGAAUUUGCUCCAAAUAAAAACCAUUUAUUAAUUCUACGAAAUUAUUUUGUCCAAAAUCUUGAAAUAGUUCUUCAUUUGCAAAUGGGCACUGAAAUAGUUCUUCAUUCGCAAAUGGGCACUUAAAGGGCAUCCAGAUCCGGUUCAGUUUCCGUUAUUCCUAUUAAUUUAAAUCCAGAGCUGGGUUGGGUUUGGACACUUAAAGGGCAUCAGAUCCGGUUCAGUUGGCAAUAAAAGCUAUGGAGGGAAGCAGGACAGUGGAGGGAAGAAGGAGAAGAUUACAACUAGACGAGGUAAAUUUGCAAUAAUUUGAAAGAUUUUCAUCUUCCUAGAAUUGUAAGUUUACAAGCAUGAAUGAAUCAUUUUAGGAAUUUAAUAAUUAGGGUUAUGGUUAAUAAAUUUAUUGAUAUGAUUUGCUUUAGAACAUAAUCAGA